CCUCAUUUGGCAACGAAUAUUGGCAUUCUGAUUCGGUGAUACAUGAAGGAAAUGGUGGCAUUGGAUUGGAGGAUUCGAUAAUCAAGUUCCUGCGUGUAACUGAUAAGUUUCUCUGUCCAUCAUCCAAUUUGGUUGAGAUUUCUGCAACUUUUAUUUACAAGAACCACAGAAAUGGGCAGGCAUAGAUAGGAAGCAGGGGAGGAGAGAACAUAUUCUGAUAACUUAUUCACCAUCUGCACAAUCCCAAUAGCUGCUAGCUAGCUCAUGAUGAUAAAUAAAUAAAUAAAUAACAUCACUGCUCGCUCUUCUUUCCUUGUGCAUGCCUUCGAUCUUUCACUUUCAUCAGUUAAUUGCCACCAUGUUCAGAUCCAGAGAUCCCAAACUCUCCAAUGCCAUCUCUAUUGUGGAGCUAAGGGUACACAUGGACUGCGACGGCUGCCAGAAACGGAUCCGCAGAGCAAUCUCCAAACUAAGUGGAGUGGACAGCUUGGAGAUCGACAUGGGGAAGCAGAAGGUGACGGUGACAGGCCACGUGGAGCAGCGGAAGGUGCUGAAAGUGGUGAGGAGAACUGGAAGGAGGGCCGAGUUCUGGCCGUUUCCUUACGACGGCGAGUACUACCCGUAUGCUGCAACAUACUUGGAAGAGUCGAAUUACCGGACGUCGCACAACUACUACAGCCAUGGCUUCAACGAACCGGUACAUGGCUACUUCCCUGAGCAGGCCUAUUCCACCGUCGCCGAUCAAACCGUCCACCUCUUCAGCGAAGACAACGUCCAUUCCUACUGCUCCGUCAUGUGAUGAACCCCGCAUGGCAUCAUUUGAGCCGCGCACGGUAAAGAGCAAUCCCGACGACUACUAGAAAGACUGAGAAAUUUUGUUAAGGUGGGCCCAAUAAAGAAAAAAGAGAUGAUAAUUUACAUUAAUGUUCUACAAUAAUAAUUCACGUUAAUUACAUGAUGGCUGCUUAUGGGCUCGUGAAAUGACUGAAUCUUAAAAAACAUGGACCUGGAGAUCGGCCUCCAGGAUUUAACAAUCAUUUCUCCUCGAUUUCUUCAAGAAUAUCUGUAGAGGGGAUAUUAGACAAAGAUAUGCAAAGAUAUUGAUUCCCCUAAAUAGCCAACAAUGUGAUGUCUAUACGUACAACCAUCUAUAUAGACCAUCAUAAUUCAGACGCUCUUUGCAUAUGUCUAGCUUCCUACAAUAAUACAUGACAUGGAAAUCU
Messenger RNA from Linum trigynum, 1223 nucleotides. The record is from the annotation of a GenBank genome assembly. NCBI's taxonomy places the organism in Eukaryota, Viridiplantae, Streptophyta, Magnoliopsida, Malpighiales, Linaceae.